Molecule: messenger RNA, 213 nt
Organism: Caenorhabditis remanei
Lineage: Eukaryota; Metazoa; Nematoda; Chromadorea; Rhabditida; Rhabditidae
Exons: 1
Coding region: 1-213 (70 amino acids)
Source: RefSeq, a predicted model, not a curated record
AUGAAAAACGGGAAGAAGUUGCUCAGGGCAGUUAUGACACCGACACGAAGAGUUGAUAAAGAUUCAAACGAAGAAUUCAUUGCAUUUUUGACAAUUAAUAGUCGGAAUAGAGCCAUUGUCAUUGCUAACCAAGUAGCUAAUGGCCUCACAACGCCACCUGUGAUUUCAAAAAAUCUCUCGAAAAUUCGAUACGAAAAGCUCAAGGGACCAUAA